Molecule: messenger RNA, 1368 nt
Organism: Penicillium lagena
Lineage: Eukaryota; Fungi; Ascomycota; Eurotiomycetes; Eurotiales; Aspergillaceae
Exons: 4
Coding region: 1-1368 (455 amino acids)
Molecular function (GO): protein binding
Source: RefSeq, a predicted model, not a curated record
AUGGCAGGCAUGGCACCCAACGUUGGGGACACCAGUGGCCCGUCCUCUCCUCCACCGCCAUUGCCCGAAGGGUGGCUUCCUCAAUGGGAAGGCGUCCAGCGGAAAUGGUAUUACGUCCAACGAGCCACCGGAAAAUCCCAAUGGGAAAUUCCCACGGAACCAGUUGCUCUCACGCCGUCCACAUCACCGACGCCAAUCGGGACCGGGCCUUCACGAGCGCCGGCAUUGCAGCCAGCCACGAAUAGCCAUCGAGUGACGGGACCAAGGGCUGCCAUACCGGGUGGGAGCUAUGCUGCGACUGGCAUGGCGGGAAUUUCCAGCUCUUUCGGCUCUCAGGACAAUCCAGUCCAUGACCCUUCCAGAAUAAUGGGAUGGCCCUCAGGCCCAGCGGCAUAUGGUCAGCACCCUGGUGCAAAUGAGGGUAGCCACCUCACGGAUUCUUUGCUGUCGAUGCCGCAUGGGCAACCGCACCCACAUCUCUCAGCAUUCCAGCAGAGCCAGGAUCAGGCCCAGAAUCAGCCUACAGCAGGCCAAAUCACCCCCGGUCAGCCAUGGUUGGAAGGAUUGCACCAUCCAGGGUCUGACCAAGGCUAUCAAUCCUCUCAAGCAUUGCUCUAUGGCCCGACUCCUCCGCAUUCGCAUGUCCCUCCAUAUCCGUGGGUGGCUCCUCUGCCUACUGGGACUGGCGCUCCAAUACCUCAAAUGCAUAACCCUCAGUCGCAAUGGCAAUCGAGCCAAAUACCGCCUUUAUCGAGUACGCAAGCUCAUUCAGGACCUACGAGCGUAGAUCCACCAUUCUCAGGUCCCGGGCCUGGUUUGAAGCGCCAAGAAUCUCAUCCUGUUCUUGGCUCAUACGCAUCCUGUACUUCAAAUAGCAUCAUGGGGCAACCUCCCAGCGUUUCAGGAUACCCUCUAUCGCGAUCACAUUCCGAGCAUGGACCGAAUGGUCCACCGCAUAUACCACUUGGUUUUCCAAAUGCCACACAUCCACCAUUUUCUAGAUACAUGCCGCAACCAAACUUGCACGGCCGCUUCCAAGGGGCGAGUCUGACACAACCAGGGACAGUGACCAGUUCUCAUACUGCCCCAACCUUUCAAACCGGUCCUCAGUACUCCCAGAAUCCACUGGUUCAAGCAAGUAUCAAUCGGUACUUGCCUUCGCAAAUCCAGCAUCCCGGUGGUGGGACUUUUGUCUAUACGGGAACAGCACAGCAACACAGCACAUAUCCGAUCCCAGGCGACCGACCUGCUGGUGACUCCAAUCAGGGGCCUGGCAACGUUCUUGAGUCCUCGCGAACGGCAGCAUCUGAUCCUCAGUUUGUCAGUGGACCGUGGGCGUCACCCUCGACGCCGCCUACCUCGGGAUGA